This is a messenger RNA of Menidia menidia (Atlantic silverside), 2370 nucleotides long. NCBI's taxonomy places the organism in Eukaryota, Metazoa, Chordata, Actinopteri, Atheriniformes, Atherinopsidae. The record is from the annotation of a GenBank genome assembly.
GAUAAGACAAGUCUUUAAAACCUGGACUACAAUGAUGACAGUAUUAGUAAACAUUACCUGAGGAAGACGAAUACAUCUUAGCUGUCGCGGAUUGGAAAAAAGUCAUGAGUGGAUGUCCGUACUUUGAGAAGAGGCAUUUGUUAUUCAAAAAUAAACCUCCUGCAGGGGAAGAUGAGGACGCCUCGCAGGCAGGGGUUAACAAGGCCAGUAAAGGAGGAAUCAUCUAUGGAGACUACCUGCAGCUUAAUAAAAUAGUGACAGCCCAAGUGCUGCAAAGUGAACUAAAGGGCAAUAAGAUCCACGAUGAGCACCUCUUCAUCGUCACCCAUCAAGCCUAUGAACUGUGGUUCAAGCAGAUUCUGUUUGAGCUCGACUCAGUGCGAGAGAUCUUUAUCAGUGAACAUGUGAGAGACGAACGCAACAUGCUGAAAGUCAACACUCGCAUACACAGGAUCGUAAUGAUCUUCAGACUGUUGGUCGACCAGUUCGGGGUUUUGGAAACAAUGACAGCCUUGGACUUUUUUGACUUUAGGGAAUACCUUUCCCCGGCCUCUGGAUUUCAAAGCCUCCAGUUUCGGAUCCUGGAGAACAAGAUCGGGGUGCCGGAAAACCUGAGGGUUCCAUAUAACAGACGCCAUUACAGAGACAAUUUCAAAGGUCAUGAGAGUGAGAUGCUGCUGGCCUCAGAAAAGGAACCCACGCUCUUAAAACUUGUGGAGGAGUGGCUGGAGAGGACUCCUGGAUUGGAGGUGGAUGGAUUCAAUUUCUGGGCCAGGUUGGAAAUCAAUAUAUUUGAUGGCUUGAAUCUGGAGGAGGAGAAAAUUGCGAAAAUGCCAGAUUCCGAAGAGAAGGAGGAGCUGAUGGCUGAGCUGGUCAAACAGAAAGAGAUCUUCACAUCGCUGUUUGACGAAAAGCGUCAUGACCACCUGGUCAGCAAAGGUGAAAGGCGGAUUUCUUACAAGGCGCUGCAAGGCGCUCUGAUGAUCUACUUCUACAGGGAAGAGCCACGAUUCCAGGUUCCUUUCCAGCUGCUAACGUCCCUCAUGGACAUCGACACUCUCAUGACAAAAUGGAGAUACAAUCAUGUGUGCAUGGUGCACCGUAUGAUUGGCAGCAAAGCUGGCACAGGGGGCUCUUCUGGCUAUCACUAUCUGAGAUCUACCGUCAGUGAUCGCUACAAGGUGUUUGUGGAUCUGUUCAACCUGGCAACUUUCCUGGUGCCUCGGCACUGGGUGCCCAAGCUGAAUCCCAACGUUCAUACGUUCCUCUACAUGGCGGAGUGCUGCGACAGCUCAUAUUGCAGCAGUGAGGACUCUGACUAGACCGGGCUUUAGAUGUCUGUCGUGGCUUGCCUUCACUGAAACGGAUGUGACAGAGAUUUGAUAAAGAGGUCAACAAAGACAAAUGUUCCGCAAAUUCAAUACGUGCAUAACGUAGAAAAUUUACUAACCUUACCUGAGAAAAGCUGUAGAUUGGAAUAUUGAUUGUUUUAUCAAUAAUAGGAGGAAGUGUUAACCAUAUUCUUCUUAAGACAUGCACCACAAAUAAUGUUAUAAAGUUCAGAAGAGGAAUUUUGGUCCUUUACACCAGCAGGAUAAAACUUACUUAUAUUUGUUCUUGAUGCAAAAAAAAAUACAUACAAAAUUAUACAUGCUUGAUCCAAAUUAGAUUUAGUACACUUAAAGGUUUUUCAGGCAAGGAAAACCACACAAUAUAAUUAAAUAAAUCAGACUGCACAGCUUGUGACACAGUGUUUGACAACAGCGAGAUCAAGAAGGCAAAUCAAGCUAUUUUACUCUAAUCUUGACUGUCAGUCACAAAGCACUGCAGAUGGCAACUUGAUAAGAGCUGCUUAGAUGUUCUCCCGAUGAAAUUAUGUAAAUGAACAUUAACUGACCUGAAGGCAAACAGAUCAGUGGAAGCAACGAUCAAACUUUGUGUGCAGCAACUGCGCUGAUGGGUUUUUACAUAAAUGUAACAUAUUUCAUGUCAGAAAGUCAUAAGAGGGCAUAUCAGAUGACUCAUGUGUAGCUUAGGUGGAAAAAAGUGAAGAUAAAAUGAAAUCCCAACAGCUUAAAUAGAACGAUCUGCAGAGCAAAAAAAAAAAAAUCAUUUUAACCCCUAAAAUGUGUACAUAAUGUUAGACUUUGUAACAGCUGUGGAUAUAUUUUGUAAAAUAUUCUUUAUGGUACUAAAUUAAUUAUGUUGUAUAUUUAUGCAGUAAUUGAUGUGAUUUUUGUAUAGAUGAAUUUAUUAUACUUAUUGCUAACAUGUAUCUUUUUAUGUAUUAAGUAAAUACAUAUUUUGUACAGUGAAACAAGUGGUUCAGUGUUUUGUUGCUCUGAAUAAUAAAAGAUUUACAAACAUAUA